AUGCGGCAGGCUGCUCUCUGCCGUGCCAGGCCACUGCAGCUAUCGAAAUCAUAUGCCUGCAGAGAGUCUGUCUCGUGGUCGACACACCGUCACAUCUCGCAAACUGCUGCCGCGAGAAACAGCCCUUCUUCUACAUCAUGGCAUGAACACGCCGCGAGCAUACGUGCCGGCCACAAGAAGAGCUUGUUGACCAUACUGGAGGAGCGUGGUUAUGUCAAGGACCUGGCUGGUGAUCGUAAUGCUCUCAACAAACUGCUCACCGACAAACAAAUCGGUGCCUAUUCUGGCAUCGACCCCACUGCGCCAUCGCUCCAUCUGGGACAUCUGCUGCCCAUGAUGGUGCUGUUCUGGAUGUAUAUUCAUGGCCACAAGGCCGUUUCCAUCAUCGGAGGUGCUACUGCCAAGGUUGGCGACCCCACUGGACGUUUGACUAGUCGACAAGAGAUGGACAGAAACACAAGAACUUCAAACCUGGUCUCGUUACAUAGUUGUGUGCGAGCCAUGUGGAAAAGCGUUGACGUAUAUGCUGAGAGACACGGCUAUAAAAAGGACCAAACUUGGUCCAAGAGUAUACAAAACAACUCGGUCUGGUUGAGCAAGCUGAGCAUCAUCGACUUCUUGUCUGAUGCUGGUACUGUCGCUAGAAUGGGUGCCAUGCUGGGUAGAGAUACUGUCAAGAACAAGAUGGCUCAAGGUGAUGGUAUGUCUUAUGCUGAAUUCACCUACCCCCUCCUGCAGGCCUACGAUUGGUGGCAUCUGUAUCAAUCUGGUGUCCAGGUUCAGAUUGGUGGCUCCGAUCAGUACGGCAACAUUGUCGCUGGCAGCGAUCUCAUCAAACACUUGACCCCUAGAUCGUCUACGUCGCCAGAAACCAAGCAGCUGUCAGGUCCUUUUGGUCUCACAGUACCUCUGUUGACUACAGCAGCCGGUGCCAAAUUCGGCAAGAGUGCUGGAAACGCCAUUUGGCUCAACAAGACCAUGACUAGCCCCUUUGAGUUGUACGGUUUCCUCGUCGGCUCUGCUGACGCUGAUGUCGAGCGCUAUCUGAAGCUCUUCACCUUCCUCCCUUUGGACCAGAUCUCGGCUGUCAUGGCUGAGCAUGAGGCAGAUCCAGGUCAACGCAAAGCUCAGCACCUUCUAGCACGCGAAGUCGUCGACCUUGUUCAUGGUUCAGAGGAAGCUGAAAACACACAGAGUCAACACAAGCUCUCUCGCCGACCGAAUCUGCAAUCUUUGCAAGCCAAGGCAGAGGGCGGUAAAGAAGGUCUCGACCGUGUCUAUCUACCCCAUAGUUUGGUACACAACAAGCUACCAGCACGUAUCUUGUAUCAUGCUGGCCUGGCCAAGAGCAACAGUGACGGCACUCGCAUGGUCAACUCUGGUGGCGCCUACAUCGGCGGUCAGUCUGAGACGAACAAGUCUGAGGGUGAACUCGAGUUCCGUUCGUUGAAGGGCGUCACGGCUUCAGCAGUCGCAGAGAUGAUUGAGAAGAGCAACGUGCUUGUCCUUCGAACAGGCAAGUGGAACGUCAAGCUCAUUGAAGUCAUCAGCGAUGUCGAGUAUGAGCAGAAGGGUCUCAGUGCCCCAGGCUGGGAAGAGAUUCUGGCGGCGAGGGACCAAACAUUGCCGUGA
Messenger RNA from Aureobasidium namibiae CBS 147.97, 1632 nucleotides. RefSeq lists its product as uncharacterized. The coding region runs from base 1 to 1632 and encodes 543 amino acids. The record is from RefSeq and is a predicted model, not a curated record. Gene Ontology annotation, biological process: tyrosyl-tRNA aminoacylation. The transcript has 2 exons. Gene Ontology annotation, cellular component: mitochondrion; cytosol. Lineage: Eukaryota; Fungi; Ascomycota; Dothideomycetes; Dothideales; Saccotheciaceae. Gene Ontology annotation, molecular function: ATP binding; tyrosine-tRNA ligase activity; RNA binding.